Zingiber officinale is the source of this 1183-nucleotide messenger RNA. RefSeq names its product indole-3-acetaldehyde oxidase-like. The transcript has 6 exons. Lineage: Eukaryota; Viridiplantae; Streptophyta; Magnoliopsida; Zingiberales; Zingiberaceae. The record is from RefSeq and is a predicted model, not a curated record. Bases 17 to 1183 code for a protein of 388 amino acids. Gene Ontology annotation, molecular function: iron ion binding; oxidoreductase activity.
UACAAGUAAAUCAUCGAUGCGAGCACCAGGGCAGGUACAGGGAUCUUACAUUGCUGAAGCUAUUAUUGAGCGUGUAGCAUCUUUCCUGUCCUUGGAUGUCGAUGUUGUGAGAAAAAGAAAUUUGCAUACAUAUGAAAGCCUGAAGUUUUUUUAUGGAAGUAGCAGUGGAGAAGCUCCGGAAUAUACUUUACCUGCUAUAGUUGAUGAGUUGUUUACAUCUGCAAGCUACUUCAAUCGUCUUGAAAUGGUAUUGCAUUUCAAUAGUUGCAACAAAUGGAAAAAACGAGGGAUUUCUUGGGUACCAAUUGUAUAUGAAGUGGAACCAAUGCCAACACCAGGGAAAGUAUCCAUUCUAAAUGAUGGUUCAAUUGUUGUUGAAGUCGGAGGAAUUGAAAUAGGCCAGGGACUGUGGACAAAGGUGAAGCAAAUGGCUGCAUUCGGUCUUGAACAGCUAUGGGAUGAAGAGAAAAAAUAUCUUUUGGAUAGGGUUAGAAUCAUUCAAGCAGAUACUCUGAGUUUGGUUCAGGGAGGUUUAACUGCUGGAAGCACCAAAUCUGAAGCAAGCUGCGAAGCAGUUCGUCUAGCAUGCUCUAUUCUAGUCAGCAGAUUAAAGCCUCUUAAGCAAAGUUUGGAAGAGCAAAUGGGAUCAAUUUCAUGGGACACCCUUAUUACCCAGGCAAAUUUGCAAUAUGUGAACUUAUCAGCGAGUACAUUUUGGGUUGCUGACGAUACUUCAUCAUAUCUAAAUUAUGGGGCUGCUAUAAGCGAGGUAGAAAUUGAUGUUCUCACUGGAGCUACUACGAUAUUGAGAGCAGACCUUACAUAUGACUGCGGACAGAGCUUGAGUCCUGCCGUGGAUCUAGGACAGGUUGAAGGGUCUUUUGUUCAAGGAAUUGGAUUUUUUGCAGCAUUGGCGGUGAGAUCGUGGUGCCUGUCCAUGCCUGGAACGACAACAGAGAAACUCGUGGCGAACAUCAACUAUGCUUGCGGGAGCGGCUUAGCAGAUUGUAGAGCGAUACAAGAAGGCGGCCCAUGCUACUCCACAAACAUCAUCAAUGUGGCAAACUACGCCAUGAACGCCUAUUACUACAGCGCAGGGCAUGAGGACUUCAACUGCUACUUCGAUGGUUCCGGCCGCAUAGUCUACGACGACCCCAGUUACGAGGGUUGCGUAUAUCCUUAA